Molecule: messenger RNA, 1629 nt
Organism: Trypanosoma conorhini
Lineage: Eukaryota; Euglenozoa; Kinetoplastea; Trypanosomatida; Trypanosomatidae
Product: putative oxidoreductase
Exons: 1
Coding region: 1-1629 (542 amino acids)
Molecular function (GO): flavin adenine dinucleotide binding; oxidoreductase activity, acting on CH-OH group of donors
Source: RefSeq, a predicted model, not a curated record
AUGUCUGCGCAGGGGCAGCGGCAGAGGCGGGUGUUCGACGUCCUUGUGCUUGGGGCCGGCGCGGCAGGCUGCGCCGCGGCACGUGCGAUUGCGCUACGACACCCCCAUGCGAAGGUUGGCCUCGUGGAGCAGGGCACGCGGCGGCCACUGCCGCUGUUGAUGCGGGUGCCGCUGUUGACGCCCCUCAUCGCCUCCGCGCGCAGCACCCAGCCGUUUCUGCGCAAGUACGAGGGAACCCCCGAGGCGGGCAUCGGUGGGCGGCGGCUGACGCACGUGCGGGGCUGCGGCCUCGGCGGCAGCAGCUGCUGCGGCGACAUGCGCUACCUCCGCGGCACGGCGGCCGACUACGCGGCGUGGGGCGACCCGGCCUGGUCGUUUGCGCAGCUGCUGCCGUUCUUCCGUGCACUGGAGUGUAACUCGCGGGGCGGCUCCGCCGCCCACGGCGAGGACGGCCCACUGCACGUCACCGACGCCCCGCGGGCGAGCCUGAGCUCGGAGCUGAACAUCCGCUGGUUCGAGGCCUGCGAGGCGCUGGGCCUCCGCGAGACGCCGGACCUCAACGCCGGCGAGGCGGACGGCUUCGCGGCGCUGCAGUCCCUCGUCGCCGCGGGGGCGCGGGUGGACGUCUUCGACGCCCUCCUCGAGCGCCACCGCCACCUGCUGCCGAACCUGACGGUGCUGCCGGAGACGCGGGCGCAGCGGGUGCUGUUCGACGGCGCCCGCGUGACGGGGGUUGAGACCCGCACCGCGGGGCGCGACGCGGCGGUGCUCGCCACCCGCCACCUCGUCGUGUGCCUCGGGGCGCUGGAGUCGCCGGCGCUGCUGCAGCGCAGCGGCGUGGGCGCGGGCGGCCGCGUCUUGGAGCUCCCCGCGGUCGGCAGCAACCUCAUCGCGCCCGCCGCCGCCACCCUCGUCUUCCGCGUCGCCGCCGGCGCCAACCUGCACAGCAAGUCCGUGAGCUGGCGCAACGCCGCCUACCUGUGGCGCCAGUGGCGCGAGUACAACGACGCGCGCACCGGCGUCUUCGCCUCCCUCGCGGAGGGCGUCGCCUUCGUGCGCUCGACCCCGGCGGCGGCCGCGCCGGACCUCUCCCUCACCUUCUUCGCGACCCCCAACGUGCGCUGGUGCGGGUGGCGGCCGUUUGACGGGUUUGCGGUGCGGGUGGCGCACCACUACCCGGCGAGCCGCGGGGAGGUCGCCGCGGUGGACGCGGACCGCCUGCGCGUCACCAGCGGCAUCUUCGCCGCGCCGCACGACGCGCGGUGCAUGGACGAGGGCGUGCGCUGGGUCGGCUCGCUGGUGACGGAGGCCCGCUCCGCCUACCACAGCGACGCCCAGGAGCGGCCCGCGUCGCCGUUCGCCGCCCUCGGCGUGCAGGUGCAGCACCCGCGCUACGCCCUGCACACGCAGCGAGGGACCGCCGCCUUUCUCGCGCAGCACGCCGAGGGCACCGGCGACCUCUUCGGCACCUGCGCGCUGGGGAGCGUCGUCGACGGCGCGCUGCGUGUGCGGGGCGUGGCGGGGCUGCAGGUGGCGGACGCCAGCGUCGUCCCGUCCCCCACCUGCGGCGCCAGCGGCGUCAUCGGCGCGGCCAUCGGGGCACGCGCGGCGUCGCUGCUGCAGUUGUAG